AUGACUUCAACUUUAGAUUCUGACGAUUCCAAGUCCAAAGUUUUAGCUUCUAAAUAUAACGAAAAUCAAUGUGCUUUUGAGUACUGCAAAGACUUUGGGAAGCGGUUUAGCGAUAAAGCAUUAAAAAAUCAUAAAUAUCAAUACCACAAUGAAUCGUAUAAGCUUAAUUACACCGAUCAACAAGGAAACGUGCAAUGUGUGGAAAUUAAUCGAGUGAACAAUAUCCUGAGCUGCAAGUAUUGUUCCAAAGAGUAUACGUCGGCUGAUACUUUAAGAAAGCAUAUUAUUACCAGCCAGGCAAACUGUAGUAAUGAUGAUGUUAGUUUGGACAGCGAUGCCGUAGAUGGGACUUUAUUGACUCUUGCCACAGUACCUACAUUAACCGCAUUAACCGAAACACCAACCAUUGUAACCAAACUUGACAAACGACACGAUUUUAAUCAAGCAAUUGUACAAGCAUGUCAAUCAAUUGAUGCAGCUGAGGAAGAAAAAGGCAAAAACAAAUGGAUCAUUGAACAGUUGAAGCUUGAACCGUUCUCUCUCAUUUACCGUGAUCAUAACAACAAUAUUGUAGAAUACAAUGCACUCAGUCACCACAACAACAUCAGAGGUAUGAGUGAUCACACAUUUGAAUGCAAACCGAUCAUUCCGUCAAAACGAUUAUUCGAUGGCAAUGUUGUUGAGCAAAGCUUCUGUGCAAAUUUGACAUCAUUGAUUCACCGAUCACCUCAUCGAGGAAUGCUUUCUGGCCGUCAAUAUUUUGAGCUGGACAAAAAGACAGCGCUCUUACUUAACAAAGAUUGGACGCAUGAACCACAUAUCAAGUUUGGCUGCGUCCAAGUUUUAGCAGGUUCAAUUCUGAUGAAUGUCAAUAACGGUGAAGCCAUUCUUGUGAAUACGGUAGAGACUUAUGGUCGAACAAAAUCAGUUGACAUCCACCGAGAACUGUCUACUUCAGCUACCUCCUCAAUCCUCACAACCACUCCAAUGUAUCCGAACAUAUGGCCUUGCAUCCAAAGCACGAGGGAUGGUUCUAAGCUGGUAAUUGGGACCCAAUCAUGCGAUUGCCUCAUCACGUCAAUUGUUCGCCUUGAUCGAAACGAAAAGCCAAAAGUGGGCCCUUUGUCUUUUUACUUUGCUGCAUCACCGCAACAUACCAGGAUUUUUAUUGACCAAGACAGCUGGGAAAAAGCCAAGGAGAUUGAGUCAAAUACAUCAAUACGGUCAGUCGAACCUUUUAAUUUGGUUGGCCAAGCAAGACAGCUCCGAUCGCAUUUUCACCAUCCAAGCACUUACUUUCUUUGUCGUGCUUCAAGUCAUCUGGCUCUACCACAUUACUGUCAACCAUAUACAGUGUUUACUUAUUGUGAUCAUGAAGGUGUGAAAAAAUCAAUGGACAAUGAAAGCUCAUCAGUGAUCGCUUCUAAGCUCUUCCAGCGAAUUGCAUACACUGUUAUCAAGUCGCCUUCUGAAGCGAGUAUCAAAAAGGAUCUUGUUGUUUCCUUGCAUGGCCAAUGCAACAAUGAUAGCAAAAUCAAGAAUCUUUUUACUGAUCUGAUCAUGUUGUUUGGCAACUGUACCGAAAUGCCCAUUAUUGGAAAUAUGGAAUUGAACAACUGUGUUCUGAAAAAUAUGGCUAACAUAAUUUCACCGGAUAUCUGCAAGGCAAAUGAAACAGUGGCAGCUAAUAUUCAAAGGCGAUUGUGUACAUAUUGA
Messenger RNA from Phycomyces blakesleeanus NRRL 1555(-), 1716 nucleotides. Its product is annotated as C2H2-type zinc finger transcription factor. Lineage: Eukaryota; Fungi; Mucoromycota; Mucoromycetes; Mucorales; Phycomycetaceae. The record is from RefSeq and is a predicted model, not a curated record. The transcript has 3 exons. The coding region runs from base 1 to 1716 and encodes 571 amino acids.